GAAAUUAUAUUGUUCAUUAUAGGAACCUCCAGCAGGCAAUUGAAAAUGGGUUGAUAGUUGAUAAAGUGCAUAGAGUUUUAGAGUUCAGUCAGUCUGCAUGGUUGGCAGAUUACAUUAACUUAAACACUGAGAUGAGGAAGAAGGCAAAGAAUGACUUUGAGAAAGACUUUUUCAAAUUAAUGAAUAACGCGGUAUUUGGGAAGACUAUGCAAUCGAAAAGGAAGGAAAUGAAGAUGGAGUUAGUGUCCUGUGAGAGACGACUACAAAAACUUAUUAAUAAUAUGAGAUUUAAGCAUGCGAUUAGAUAUAGCGAAAACCUGACCGCGGUCGCACUAGAAAACAAAAUAAUAAAAUUUGAUAAGCCUAUAUAUAUUGGAUUUGCUGUACUUGACAUUUCCAAGACGAUGAUGUACGAUUAUCAUUAUAAUGUUAUGAAGAAACAUUAUAAUGAUAAUAUCGAACUUAUGUAUACUGAUACUGAUUCGUUGGUAUAUCUUAUUAAAACUGAGGACUUUUAUGCAGACUUGGCUGCUAAUGCUAACCUGCUGGACCGGAUGGACACUGCUAACCUGCCCAGUAACCAUCCGUGUUAUGUGGCAGGAAGGAAGAAGACCCCCGGUUACUUCUCCGAUGAGGUAAACGGAAAUGUUAUUAGCGACUUCUGUGCGUUGAGAGCAAAAUCCUACGCUUUCAACGUAUAUACUGGACCGGAGGACAGACUUGGUGGUGAAAAGAUCAAGGCGAAGGGGAUAAGAGGUCAUGUGGUUAAAAACCACAUGACUCUUGAGGAUCAUAGGAAGUGUCUGUUUGAUGAAGAAGGAUUAGAAUUGUAUAGGGAAAACAUAUCAAUACGGUCAUUCAACCACCAACUAAUGACGAUUAAGACCAAGAAGCUGACUUAUAACAGCUAUGACGACAAGAGGGUGGUGCUAGAAGAUAAAGUGCACACAUUAGCGCAUGGCCAUUAUAGUAUAGAGGAAGAUGAUUGGCCUGAAUUAGAUGAAGAAGGACAGAACUGGAACGAGGGAGAGAAAGGUUUAAUGAGGGGCCUUCUACAAUGCAUAACAUAAUUUAUAACCUAUAUAUAUAUUUUUUUUUUUUUUUUAAAUAGUUUUAU
Metopolophium dirhodum (rose-grain aphid) is the source of this 1117-nucleotide messenger RNA. RefSeq lists its product as uncharacterized. Lineage: Eukaryota; Metazoa; Arthropoda; Insecta; Hemiptera; Aphididae. The coding region runs from base 132 to 1070 and encodes 312 amino acids. The transcript is spliced from 6 exons. The record is from RefSeq and is a predicted model, not a curated record.